Messenger RNA from Boeremia exigua, 2832 nucleotides. RefSeq lists its product as uncharacterized. Bases 1 to 2832 code for a protein of 943 amino acids. The record is from RefSeq and is a predicted model, not a curated record. Lineage: Eukaryota; Fungi; Ascomycota; Dothideomycetes; Pleosporales; Didymellaceae. The transcript has a single exon.
AUGCAACGCUCCGAGCAUGUCAGGCUCUGCGUCGAAGACACGGUCGGCCUGAAGGACGACCGGUACAGCGUGGGCGUCGUCGACCGCUCCUUUGCCGACGUCGACACACACGAGCCCCGCCCGCAGCGCGACUAUGGCGAGGACAUCGAGCGCCACCCCGACGUCCCGCUGGCCGAGUUCAACAAGUUCAUGAAGACGGGCAUCCCUCCGCGCGGCCAUGUGCUGGUGUCGUGGCAGACGCAGCUGAAGACGGAGCUCAUACCAGAGGCCCAUCUCCAGCUGCUCGAUCGCGCCUUCUACGUGGGCGAUGUCGUCAAGCGAAGCGCCGAGGAUCACAUGAGCGGCACCGUCAUCGGCACAAAGGCUGUCUGCACGCUCUUCCCCGCCACCCAGUUCCAGCACAUCACAAACCAAAUCACCGACGACCUCUCGAUACGCAACGUCUCUGCCGAUGAGCUCCUCAACGUCCACGAGUAUGUCGAGGGCGCCAUCGUAGUCUACGGCGACUGGGUUGGGCGCAUCGAGAAUGUCUACGACGAAGUCGCUAUCAAGCUGUCAAACAACUCCGUCGUCAUCGUAGAAGAUCCAGGCGAGCUGGAGCAUGAUGAGGUCGCUUUGGAGCGCAUCAGCGUUGGCGACAUGGUGCGAACGAAGAAGGGCAACCUGCGGCGCGGCAUCUGGAGGUACGGUGUUUUCGAUCCGAACAUCAAACCCGAAGGCAUGGUCGUCGAGACACGGCCUCUCGAACUUGACGUGCAGUGGUUGGCGAGGAGCAUCGGCGCUCAAGACACACAAUACGCUGCAGAAGAACCGCCUGCCAAUCUCGGCCGAGACGAGUUCGAAAGCCCCAGCUUCUAUCGUUACGAUGCCGCUGCCGGCGCUGCGUCGACACUCCCAAUGUCUGCCAACGGAACAGAUCGAACGUACCAUGUCACUGAGGUUGCAGUUGGCGACCGCGUUCGUUUCAAAGACCUCACAGGUGCUGCUGUAAAGUAUGAUGGAACCCACACAUUGCCGAAUGGAUACCCACAAGGUAAAAUCAGUAAACUGCCCCGAACGGAGACACUUGGCUAUGACAUGAAUGUCUUCCUUGUCAUGCAAACACACUCUCAAGUCACAGUCCAAUGGCAAGACCUGAGCGUUACCGAAGACGUAAGCUCGUCACUCAUACCAGAUCCAAACGUUGAGGACGAUGACGAAGUGUGGCCAGCAGAGGUCAUUUGUAGCAAGGAAGACAAGGCCGUUCCAACACCCGACCAAGUUGGCCAAUGGGUGAAGGAGCCCUCGAAAGUAGGCGUGGUUCAACAGGUCAAGUCACGAGACCGCAUAGCCAGGGUUCGUUGGUUCAACAACGCGGACAUCAAAUUCUUCGGCUCCGAUCUGCUACGGCCAGCGAUGACAGGAGAACUCUCCCAAACCGCCGAAGACGUCAGCCUUUACGACAUAUACUCAUUCACAGCUCUGACGCGGCGAAGAGGCGACUUCGUCCUGGUGCAUCCCUCUGGUAUACAGGCAGAUGUACCGAACGUCGAUGGCCCAAAUUGGUUUGGUGAGGUUGUAGACCUCAGUUUGGAUGGAAAAGCCAUUGUCCGUCUUGGUGCAGCGAAACCUGUCGUCGACAUCACUGUGGCAUACGAGAACCUCACCUUAGCGUACAGCACUGACAUGGAUAACGAGUAUAAUGCGCAAGAAGAGGUCGGCGACUCGAUCGAAGACUCGGAAGAAGACAUGUCCGACUUUGAUUCUGCUUCAUUCAAUGAAAUGUGGAUCGAGUACGAAGGCAUGGAGGGUGAACCGCCUGUCGGAGACGAGGCAGACUGGUCAACAGAGGAUGAGGAUGAGGUAGAAGAGGACGAUGAUGACGACACAUCAAUGCCUGAUCUAGAAUCAGUAGAUGGCGUCGAUACAUCGAAGACGACACCGGAUCCUGUCGCAAAUUCGGAGCCGACAGACGAUGCAACAAAUGACGCAGCACCCGAGUCGCAGCACACUGCGGAUCCCCAAACGGAUGCGUCCGCGCCAUUCCUCAUCCUCGAUACGCCACCACCCUCAAGUCACCACUACCUGAACAACACAUCAGCCUCCUCAUCGGCUUUCAUGCGCCGUAUCGCAAAAGAGCAUAAGAUCCUCCGGAAUGCUCUACCACCGAACAUCUUCGUGCGCACCUGGGAGUCGCGGCUCGAUCUGAUCAGAGUGUUGAUCAUCGGCCCCAGUGAAACACCCUACGAGUACGCGCCGUUCGUCAUCGAUUUUCACCUUGGCUCGUCAUAUCCACAAGCUCCUCCUGAGGCUUUCUUCCACAGCUGGACAGAUGGAAACGGCCCCGUAAAUCCGAAUCUGUACGAAGACGGCAAGAUUUGCCUCAGCUUGCUCGGCACAUGGCACACCGACGAGCGUAAUGAAAGCUGGAGUCCGGCGAAGAGCACGCUGCUGCAGGUUCUCGUAUCGAUCAUGGGACUGGUACUCGUAGCGGAUCCGUACUACAACGAGGCAGGAUAUGAUGUCCAGCGGGCAGCGCCAGAGUCACGGCUCAGCUCUGCGCUUUACACGGAACGAGCCUACUUUCGCGCGCGCGAAUUCAUCAACCACGCGCUCAGCAACACUAUCGAGCCGUUCGCGCGAGACCUACAAUACUUGUACCGCAGUGACGCACCGGAUGCACCGCGUCUACUCGACAAGGCCAUCGAGGCUGCAAAGGAUGUCGUCCAACGAAGCAGUAACGCAAGCGAGGAAGGCGAACGCGAUGGCCUACGAACGAUCAGCCUUGGCGCUGUUGUCAUGUUGAAACGGCAGAUUGGGAGGUUGGAAGCACUAAAGCAAGGUACAACAUAG